CGAAUGACGCAGAGUUGCUGCAUGGCGAGCAAAGGGUUAAUUUCCUGUAAAAUAUAAGCUAAAUCUGCUAAAUAUAAAGAAUGUGCCGUCUUUCUUGAUAACGUAAUGUUUUGUACCUCCCGUAAAUUUCGCAAGUUGGAAUGCGCUGCGCGAGAUGAAAAUCCGACAAGAUCGGAAAUUCAACGACGUCUUGGCACUACGCUGGCACAAGUUCUUUUCGACUACAGUCAUCAGGAAGCUGUGAAGCUGUUAGAUUCAGCACCUGCCAAACUUUCACAACAAUUAUGUUGCGCCUCACAAGACAGUCAAUUAAAGACAGACGUGAUGGGAACGUGGGCGGAAAAGCAGAAAAUUCUUAAAUCAUAUCUACAUAGUGAUAUUCUAGCACUGGGCGAAGGAGAGCUGAAGAAGUUUCAGGCAGAGAUCGAAACAGUGACGCAGAAAAAACUGAGGGAUGAAUUUGCAGAGGAAUGUCGUAUACUUGAAGCUGAAAAGAGAUUUGCCAUUAGACGCAACGCGGAUGAAAUUCAUGCUAAAUAUGAGGAAUAUUUCAAGGCCGCUCAGCAGGAAUUGGCGGAGAAGUUGCAGGUAGAGUUGAUAGAUGCAGAUGCCAAACGCAAUAAGGAAUUGCAAAAGGCCAUCAUAAAAGCGCAAAUGGAUACAACACACGAUGUGCUAAGAAAAAUUCGACCUCAGAUGAAUUGGGUUGUUACAUCUCUUUAUAAUGAACUUGAGCAAACUCGUCGGGCACAGAAAGAAAAAAUGAUUGUUGAUUUUAAUAACAUUAUGAGGGAACAGCAUCUCAAACUUGAUGCAAGGAUCAAGGAAAUUGAGAGUAAGAAAGUGGAAGAGUUGCGUGCUCAACGUCAUGAACUCGAAACACGAAAUGUAAUGAAUAUUAUUUAUACUUUUUUCAUGGAAAGAUUACGUAGCAGUUUACAAUUGCAAGCAAUAAACAAAUAUUUUGAGGUAAAUAUAUAUAUAUAUAUAUAUAUAUAAAAACAAGAAGAAA
Messenger RNA from Trachymyrmex cornetzi, 1012 nucleotides. RefSeq lists its product as uncharacterized. The record is from RefSeq and is a predicted model, not a curated record. The coding region runs from base 106 to 999 and encodes 297 amino acids. Lineage: Eukaryota; Metazoa; Arthropoda; Insecta; Hymenoptera; Formicidae. The transcript has 5 exons.